Messenger RNA from Trichoderma asperellum CBS 433.97, 740 nucleotides. RefSeq lists its product as uncharacterized. Lineage: Eukaryota; Fungi; Ascomycota; Sordariomycetes; Hypocreales; Hypocreaceae. The record is from RefSeq and is a predicted model, not a curated record.
CUUUAUCAUUCCAGGAUGCAAUUUUUAUCCCAUGGUGGCAUCUUCCAAGACUGGAUAUUUCCUCACGAUUGUUUGAAGUAUAUAUGGCCGGAAAUCACCCUCAAUAGGGCGAUCGAUCGUCAGGUCUGCAGCAUCACAUGCUGUAAGGCUGUUGAAGCACAUCUUGUCCCGUUAAGGGAAGCCCAAUGGUAUUCAACCAAUGGAAUGGAUCACGACCGAUCGGCAAUUCCCAGACUACCAAUCUACGGUGACUGUAUUGUUUUCCCCUUGCGGGAAGACGUGUGCAAAUGUUUCAACGGCGAGUGUUUUGCUAUCGUACCCAAAUUAACCCCGAUGGGUAUGCAAUAUGUGAUGAAUUUUCUCUCGACAAGCGCUGAGGAAAUCUGGCCGAAAUACCACGGCAGUGUUGCCCUCCAGCUCUCUGAAGAUUCAAGACCGAAUCUAUUUGCACGAUUUGCCUGGGCCACUUUUACCCGUGCAAACCCGUGGAUCGGCGUUGGCGAAUACCGUACGGUCUUUGGAAGAUAUCAGCAUCUAGCCACAAAGAGGCUGGGCUACGGAAGAUAUAAGAUCAAGGGCACUUGUGAAAACUUGCAAGAGAAUGGAGAGUCAAAGCAAAUGCACGAACGCAGCGAAUGAAGGAAAAUUAAGUUGUCAGAAAUGAAUUAGCUGAAAGAGAGGGCAUAGGAUAGACAAAAGAGCGUAGAUUAAGAAAAGAAAGCGAUUUAGGUAAAGGCGAU